Messenger RNA from Aspergillus glaucus CBS 516.65, 397 nucleotides. RefSeq lists its product as uncharacterized. The coding region runs from base 57 to 260 and encodes 67 amino acids. The record is from RefSeq and is a predicted model, not a curated record. Lineage: Eukaryota; Fungi; Ascomycota; Eurotiomycetes; Eurotiales; Aspergillaceae. The transcript has a single exon.
GCCUCCAGAAGUAAGACCGAUGACUCCGGUGUUUACUGAAUUGAAUAAGAUCUGGCAUGUCUCUUCUUAAAUGCCUGCCUUGUAACCUAAACCGCUUCUUUCGACGACCCUUUACCGCAAGUACCAGAAUCCCCUCUCCUACAACCACGACUUCGAAAUACGCCAAGGAUCAGCCUGCGGGCUUCACAAACCGCAUUGAAAAGGUGGCUAUUGUCGGGGUGAGUCAGCUUCCUUUAGAACCGAUCUUGGAUAAGCCCUAAAAAAAUACCGCGUACAGGCCGGUGGCCAAGUUGGAAGUCACUUGGCCCAAGAAAUCCUCAGAAACGGCAAACAUGUCUUGACCGCGAUCCAGCGCGCCGAAAGUAACAGCAUACUCCCCGAACGCAUCAACGUGAUC